GAGAGAGAGAGAGAUUAAUUUUUAAAAAGAUGAAGCACGGCCGGCGCAGCCAGUGAGCGCCUUCCCAGUGGGUAGGAAGCCGGACUCGGCGCUCAUGCAGCGAGCGGGCGGCGCUCGGAGCGCUCGUUCCUAGAGGCUGGGGCAGCCGGGGGCGCCGGCGGAUCCGGCGCGGAGGGCGUGGAGGACGCAGGGGGAGGGUGCAGAGCACCAGCGGAACCGCCGCCUCUCCCCGGCCGGGCCCGGCGGCGCUGGGAGCGUGAGGGCGCAGGCUGCUCCCUCAGUAGCGGGGGUGAGCGGGGGCCGGGGUGCGGGCGGCUAAAAUGAGUGAAAGGAGAAGAUCUGCAGUCGCCCUGAGCUCUCGAGCACAUGCAUUCUCCGUUGAAGCCUUGAUCGGCUCAAAUAAAAAGCGAAAACUGCGAGACUGGGAGGAGAAGGGGCUGGACCUGUCCAUGGAGGCGCUGAGCCCCGCAGGCCCACUCGGAGACGCGGAGGACGCGGCGGCGCACGGCCUGGAGCCCCACCCGGAUUCGGAGCAGAGCACUGGUUCAGACUCUGAGGUCCUCACUCAGCGGACCUCCUGCUCCUUCAGCGCUCAAGCUGACCUGGCCACAGGAGCUGCGGGCCCCGUGCCUGCUGCCAUGUCUUCCAUGGAGGAGAUUCAGGUGGAGCUGCAAUGUGCCGACCUGUGGAAGAGGUUCCAUGACAUUGGAACUGAGAUGAUCAUCACCAAAGCAGGCAGGAGGAUGUUUCCUGCUAUGAGAGUGAAAAUCACUGGCUUGGAUCCACACCAGCAGUACUACAUAGCAAUGGACAUUGUGCCUGUGGACAAUAAAAGAUACAGGUAUGUGUAUCACAGCUCUAAGUGGAUGGUGGCUGGCAAUGCCGAUUCCCCUGUGCCUCCAAGGGUUUAUAUACACCCCGAUUCUCUAGCCUCUGGAGAUACCUGGAUGAGACAGGUGGUCAGUUUUGACAAACUCAAGCUGACCAACAAUGAACUGGAUGAUCAAGGACAUAUCAUUCUGCACUCUAUGCACAAAUACCAGCCUCGAGUUCAUGUGAUCCGCAAGGACUUCAGCAGUGACCUUUCCCCCACCAAGCCUGUCCCUGUAGGGGAUGGGGUGAAAACAUUCAACUUUCCCGAGACUGUGUUUACCACAGUCACAGCCUAUCAGAACCAGCAGAUCACCAGAUUAAAAAUUGACCGAAACCCUUUUGCUAAAGGCUUCAGAGAUUCUGGGAGAAACAGAACUGGACUUGAAGCUAUCAUGGAGACUUACGCAUUUUGGAGACCUCCUGUGCGUACACUCACCUUUGAGGAUUUUACUACUAUGCAAAAGCAGCAAGGGGGCAGCACAGGCACUUCUCCAACCACCUCCAGCACUGGGACACCGUCUCCUUCAGCUUCUUCUCAUCUUCUGUCUCCAUCCUGUUCUCCUCCAGCUUUCCAUUUGGCCCCCAACACUUUCAACGUGGGCUGCCGAGAAAGCCAGCUGUGUAAUCUAAACCUCUCUGAUUAUCCACCAUGUGCCCGAAGCAACAUGGCUGCCUUGCAAAGCUAUCCAGGGCUGAGUGACAGUGGCUACAACAGGCUCCAGAGUGGCACUGCUUCAGCCACUCAGCCCUCUGAAACCUUCAUGUCUCAGAGGACUCCAUCCCUGAUCUCAGGAAUACCAACUCCUCCCUCAUUGCCCAGCAACAGCAAGAUGGAAGCUUACGGUGGCCAGCUGGGGUCCUUCCCCGCUUCCCAGUUUCAGUAUGUCAUGCAGGCAGGCAAUGCAGCCUCCAGCUCCUCAUCACCACACAUGUUCGGGGGCAGCCACAUGCAGCAGAGCUCCUACAAUGCUUUCUCCCUCCACAACCCCUACAACCUGUAUGGAUACAAUUUCCCCACCUCCCCCAGGCUAGCUGCAAGCCCAGAAAAACUGAGCGCCUCUCAAAGCACUUUACUCUGCUCUUCUCCUUCCAAUGGGGCCUUUGGAGAGAGGCAGUACCUGCCCACGGGGAUGGAGCACAGCAUGCACAUGAUUAGCCCUUCCCCUAAUAAUCAGCAGGCAACCAACACCUGUGAUGGCCGGCAGUAUGGGGCAGUCCCAGGCUCCUCCUCCCAGAUGUCUGUACACAUGGUCUAAAGGGCAAUUCAAACUCCACAGAGCCUAUGGCAGUCAAGACUCAGAGUCUCCAUAGGUGGAUCCUCCUCUUUGGGAGCCCAGUGCCUUUAGGAAACAGAACUGUGUACUUUUUGUGGAGAAGAAAAACACAUACAACAAGAGACACUUUUCAGCCACUGAAGGAUACUUGCAGUGAAUCCUCCACAACUCCGUGGCCUGCCUUCUCAAACCUUAGUUUUAUAAACCAUUGUCUAUGCCAGAGUGGCCUUUGAAUAGACUGAAUAAUCAUUUUAUAAUGACGUUAAGAGAGAUGCUAGUGUGACGCAGCCACGAAAGGUUACAAAUGCACACGUGCAGACCUACCUGUACACACCUGCAUACUUACAUGCACAUACACAUAAUCAUAGACAAACUCAUACAUAUACAGACAUUCUGCACACUGACUCUGAACUGGGUGAACUCUGUGGAGGGAGGCCCAGAAUGGUGCUUUCACCAAGAAUCUAUGUACAACACUAGAUGAACUGGGCCAGCAGUAGCCACCAGCUUAUCCCUGCUGCAGCUUAUGCUGUUUCCAGAAUGUACCGUGUAUCCUGGAGCCCUUCCCUGUCGAUGAGCUUGGAAAGAUAUCAGUACUACAACUGGACUUGGCUUCCUGAAAACAAUUGCUUUUAAACUUUGACUCACUUCACUCAGUGUGCUGUCAUUGGUAUUCCCAGUGGUGCCUAUGAAAAGAGGGAGUGAGAGAAGCUGAAGGAGAGAGAAGAGAAAGAAUAGAGAGCAGAAAAGAGUGGAGAGGAAGACUGAGAGAGAAGGUGUGAGCAAUGAGAGUUUUAAUUUACCAAGGAAAUGUGUUGUGCUUUUAUUUUCCCCCCAAACCUACAGGCUAUAGAAAGAAUGGAGGAGUUACUGAGGAUAAAAUCUUUCUGGGACACUGUGCACGGUCAGGGCACUUGUGCAAGGGGUUGGGGCAAGGAAUGUCUCUGAUCCCACAGCUCUAUCCAGUGUAACCAGAAGAGGUGCACCACAUGGGAAGUGCCAGUCUCACAACAAGCGGCAUGGCAGGGGGAGGACAGGGAAGUGUGAAGAUAGAAGAAUUCUAUGCCCCCUCCCCGGGUGAUGCCAAGAAAUAGAGGCCUGGCCUCUAUGUGCCAGAUGCAGACCCUGGGCCGAGACUCUGCCUCUUGUAACCUCUGUGCUGGAGAAACCUGUCAUGGUCCAGGAAAUUGCAGAUGGGUCUACUAUACAUUUUUACCUGCCCAUAGAUCUCCAUUUAUAUCAAAUAGUUCAUUGCAUUUUGAAGUUUUGGGUUUUUCCUUCAUCUUUCCUUUUCCCUUCAAGUCCUUUAAUGAUAAGAAAACAAGUGAAGCUUGGUGCAAGUUAAAUUUUUAAAAUGGUGUGGAAAUGCAAAUAAUACCAAAUAAAAUAAUACAGAUAUUAAGAUUUUUGGUUUUGAAGUGUUGUAGAUAAAUGUAUUUAUAUGCCUAGUGGGAAAUCCAAUAUUUUGAAUAUUGAAAAGGGGGCAAAAAUGGGUGUGUAAAAUAUGUAUGAAGUAAAGGUGUAUAAAAAUUUGCCCUGAUGCACGGAACUGUUUCUAAGUGCCAAGCACAGAAAGCCGCUAAAUAAAAUCUUUGCAAUUGUU
Molecule: messenger RNA, 3747 nt
Organism: Heterocephalus glaber (naked mole-rat)
Lineage: Eukaryota; Metazoa; Chordata; Mammalia; Rodentia; Bathyergidae
Gene: Tbx15
Product: T-box transcription factor 15
Biological process (GO): cell fate specification; positive regulation of DNA-templated transcription; regulation of transcription by RNA polymerase II
Cellular component (GO): nucleus; chromatin
Molecular function (GO): DNA-binding transcription factor activity, RNA polymerase II-specific; RNA polymerase II cis-regulatory region sequence-specific DNA binding
Source: RefSeq, a predicted model, not a curated record